AUGGAGAAGGAGAAGCAGAAAGAAUGGAUAUCAUCAAAUUCAAAGGUGUGUAAAAGGUGUAAACAGAGCUACGACCCAAAUUCCAACACUUCAACCUCUUGCCGCUUCCACACUUCUUUCUUCGUUUGCCGCCGUCACGACGAUCAAAAGAGGUACUAUGAGUUGGGCCCGGAUGACCCACCUUAUGCUGCAAAGUUCUAUGACUGUUGUGGGGCUGAAGACCCUGAAGCUUCUGGCUGCACAACCAGUUUUCAUGUCUCUUAUGACGAAGACUGA
This is a messenger RNA of Sphenostylis stenocarpa, 276 nucleotides long. Lineage: Eukaryota; Viridiplantae; Streptophyta; Magnoliopsida; Fabales; Fabaceae. The record is from the annotation of a GenBank genome assembly.